GUGUCCAUAACGUGACAGCACUGGGCAAUCUGAUCACCUGGCAGAAGGUGGAUUAUGACUUCAAUUACCACCGGAUGGAAUUCCCCUGCAACAUUAAUGUGCUGAUCACCUCCGAGGGCCGAUCCCUGCUGCCGUCAGAUUGCCAAGUCCACCUACAACCCCAGAUAAUCCCCCCAAACAUGGAGGAGUACAUGAGCAGCCUCCUGACAGCAGUGCUCCCCUCUGUGCUCAACAAAUUCCGAAUUUACCUGAGCUUGCUGAGGCUGCUGGACUACAGUAUAUCUGAUGAAGUGACCAAGGCAGUGGAAGAGGACUUUGUAGAGAUGCGCAAGAACGACCCCGAGAGCAUCACAGCUGAUGACCUGCACAAGACACUGCUCGUGGCAAGGUGGGUGCUGCUCCUUGUCCUGCCUGUUUCUGUCCUUCCCAGGAAGCUGCU
Messenger RNA from Neopelma chrysocephalum (saffron-crested tyrant-manakin), 439 nucleotides. RefSeq names its product mini-chromosome maintenance complex-binding protein-like. The annotation marks the transcript as partial. Lineage: Eukaryota; Metazoa; Chordata; Aves; Passeriformes; Pipridae. Gene Ontology annotation, biological process: DNA-templated DNA replication. Gene Ontology annotation, molecular function: chromatin binding. The record is from RefSeq and is a predicted model, not a curated record. The transcript has 3 exons.